Styela clava is the source of this 1542-nucleotide messenger RNA. Its product is annotated as dTDP-D-glucose 4,6-dehydratase-like. The record is from RefSeq and is a predicted model, not a curated record. Gene Ontology annotation, biological process: nucleotide-sugar metabolic process. Gene Ontology annotation, molecular function: dTDP-glucose 4,6-dehydratase activity. Lineage: Eukaryota; Metazoa; Chordata; Ascidiacea; Stolidobranchia; Styelidae.
GUUUAGGAUUGCUGUAUAUCCAAACUGAAAUAUGGCAAUGUUCAAAAAAACUGUUCUCGUUACUGGGGGUGCUGGAUUCAUUGGUUCUCACCUUGUUAUCGGACUUGUCAAUCAGUUUCCUGAUUACAGAAUCAUUAAUUUGGACAAGCUGGAUUACGUUUCAAACUCAAAAAAUCUUGAGGCAAUUGAAAAUGCACCAAACUAUUUGUUUAUUCUUGGUGAUAUCACAGAGCCAAUAAGCAUGAAGAACUUGUUUCUGUCGGAGAAAAUAGACAUUGUUAUACACUGUGCUGCAAAAUCUCACGUGGAAAACUCCUUCUUCAAUUCUUUGGAAUUCACUCGAGACAACGUUUUGGGCACACAUGUACUUCUCAAUGCAGCAUAUAUGUUCAGUACUGUCGAACGUUUCAUUCAUGUCAGUACGGAUGAAGUGUAUGGGGGAAAGACAGACGACGCGACGAUAAACUACGAGACCUCGAUUCGUCAACCAACCAACCCUUAUGCGGCCACAAAAGCCGCGGCAGAGUGUAUAGUCCAAUCGUACUUCGAAUCUUUCAAGUUUCCUGUCAUAGUUGCCAGAAUGAAUAACAUAUACGGACCUCAUCAAUACCCGGAAAAGGUCAUUCCCAAAUUCAUUGAAUUGCUGAAAAGGAAGCGAAAAUGCUAUUUACAUGGAAAUGGUUUGCAAUUGCGUAACUUUUUGUAUGCGACUGAUGCCACAGACGCACUGACGCUUCUAAUGUGCAGAGGAAAGCCAGGAGAGGUAUACAAUAUCGGCUCAGAAUUCGAAAUUACGAUGAAGGAUCUGGCUGUAUUUUUAGUAGAAAAGAUUCUUCACUUGGAUACAGAGAAAGCCGAAGAAUAUUUGGAGUACGUCAAUGACAGGCCUUUCAAUGACCGACGCUACACAAUGAACAGUAACAAGAUGAAAUUGCUAGGAUGGGAACAGAAAGUCACGUGGGAAGAAGGAAUUGAGGAAACAAUUCGUUGGCACGAAGAACAUCCCGACAGAUGGCCUUGCAUGGAGGACAUACUGAAACCAUUCUCAAUAGCUCCAGGAUAUGUCGACAGACACCCAAAAUUUCAUGACAGAGGACAGUACCGCGAUAUUAACUAAAAUUACAAUUAAUCGAUUAGUUUUUGUUGCUAUUAUAAUUUUGUAAACCAAUAACAGGAUUGGUCAACAAUUAUGCAGAGUUUUGCUUAUUUAUUACAAAAAUAAGGGCAGUAGAGUACCACAGUAAUAAAUCAUUGCCUGUUACAAUUUGUGCAGCGUGUUUCAGCAUCUAAAAACAUUCAAAGAUUAUAACGACUCAUUUCUUUCCAGUUGUUUAGGUUGAAGAUAAUGUAUUUGCAAUAUAUAAAUAUAUAUAUAUGUAAAUACAUGCAAGUAUUUUUGAUUUUAAAAUGUAUAUUUAAAUAUUGUUCUGUAGCCAGAUCUUUUUCUUAUGUUCACAAUUCAGCGUUAUAUUCGUUAUGCAUUCAGCCUUGAUUAAAAGAAGCCUUUUUUUUAUAAAGGAAAAUAAAAUAUUACGUGGUCCA